AUGGCCGCCGCCGGGCACCGGACGCCGCUGCUCUUCCUCCUCCUGCUCGCCGCCGUCGCGCUGCUCGCGGCGGUGGCCACGGCGGACGACGCCAAGCCGACCAUCCUGACCCCGGUGGCCAAGACCCCCGUGGGGUCCUUCGAGGGCGACAAGCCGGGGGACGACGCCAUGGACGACGAGGACGCCGCGCCCGUCGGUUCCCCCAUCGGCACCACCAUGACCGAGCCCAAGCCCGAGGGGUCCACGCCCGGCGCCGCCGGGGGCGACGCGCCGGCGCCCAGCGCCGCCUCCUCCCUCGCGGCCCGCCUCGGCGGCGCCGUCGCCGUGGCCGCAGCGGCCGCCGGCGUCCUCGCCUUCUAAUGAACCUCCAUCCAGGGAGAUCAACUACGUACUCCGGUGCGGCCAGCUCCAUGCACGCGGGGUCGCCGGCAAAGGCGGAUCCAGGCCUUCACCCACACUCAUCGCUCUUCCAUUCAUCCUCUCUCUCUCUCUCUCUCUCUCUCUCUCUCUCUCUCUCUCUCUCUCUCCGUAUAUAUGUAUCUAACCACGUACGUACGCUAGCAUGGCAUGCACGACACUAUGAAACCGCGAAAGCAUACGAGUAAAUUAAAGACCGUGGUGCGUGCAACAUAUAGUUCCCCAAGGAAUUUUCCCAUGCUAAUCUCAUUGUAAGUUCAGCACAGCUUUGUUUUUGCUUGCCUUCUUCUCCAGUGGAGCAAAUUAACUAAGUUUCGAUUGUACAAGUAUAGUAGCAUAUGAUUAAUCAUCACUGAUUUAGUA
This is a messenger RNA of Triticum dicoccoides, 780 nucleotides long. RefSeq lists its product as uncharacterized. The coding region runs from base 1 to 360 and encodes 119 amino acids. The transcript has a single exon. The record is from RefSeq and is a predicted model, not a curated record. NCBI's taxonomy places the organism in Eukaryota, Viridiplantae, Streptophyta, Magnoliopsida, Poales, Poaceae.